AUGCACAUUUCCUCCCCCUCCCUCUUGAUUCUACAUCUCCAUCUAUCUAUAGCCUCAGCAAUACAAAUAACACCCAUCCACACAUUCCCACCCCGCAUCUUCAUCGAAAACAUCGCCAUCCGCUCCAACUCUAAGAUCCUCUUAACAUCCAUGUCCACACUCACCCUCUCCACGAUAAACCCCCUCGUCUCCCCCGCCACAGUAGAAACCGUACAUACCUUCCCCUCAGAGCUAGCAACGGGACUCAUCGGAAUCACAGAAUCAACACCAGAUAUCUUCGCCGUAACAACAGGAAUCAUCGAUCUAGCAAACACCCGCGUAACACCCGGUUCCUUGAUCGUUUGGACCGUCGACUUGAGGCGGAUACAUAGGCCGCCUAUCAUCAAAAGAGUCACCACGGUUCAAAAUACCACCAUCAUAAACGGCAUCACGACCCUCCCCACAGCACCUCACAUCCUCCUCGCGGCGGACUCCGCAGCAGGCACGGUAUGGAGAAUCAACCUCCAAACAGGAAAUUCCACAAUCAUAUUCUCAGAUCCCUUAUUCAAACCCGUCAACGCAACGCCGGGGUCGAAUCUAGGAAUCAACGGGUUACAGGCUGCAGGCCAAUUCCUCUACUUCACGAAUUCAGCCCAGGGCCUCUUUGGACGAGUGCCCAUCUCUCGUGGCGGCGAGAAGACGGGGGACGUGCAGGUUCUCGCCAGGCCGAUGAGGGAGGGCUUGGUGUAUGAUGAUAUAGCUGUUGAUGGGGAGGGGAAUGCGUGGAUUGCGACGCAUCCGGUGGAUGUGGUUCGGAUUCGGGGGCUUGAGGGGAAGGGAGGGAUUAAGCAGGAGACUUGGGGGGAUAGUGAGGUUUUGUUGAAUCCUACGGCU
Molecule: messenger RNA, 873 nt
Organism: Hymenoscyphus albidus
Lineage: Eukaryota; Fungi; Ascomycota; Leotiomycetes; Helotiales; Helotiaceae
Source: the annotation of a GenBank genome assembly